Messenger RNA from Perca flavescens (yellow perch), 4085 nucleotides. RefSeq lists its product as uncharacterized. The record is from RefSeq and is a predicted model, not a curated record. The coding region runs from base 462 to 2897 and encodes 811 amino acids. Lineage: Eukaryota; Metazoa; Chordata; Actinopteri; Perciformes; Percidae. The transcript is spliced from 10 exons.
GCGAAGAGCCGUGACGUAAUCAUCAACAACAACAAACGCCCGCUUAUACUGUCUGUGCUUUUCCGGUUAUGUGGUACUCUCGUGAUAUAGCUAGCUAGGUAGUCAUUACUUAUGCUUCUUUGUACCUAAAAUUAGAAGUAUUUCAUGCAGAUACAUACUUUUUUCAGCGUGCUAGUUUUGGACUAACGUUAGUCAGAUCUCCAAAUAUCCGGAAUUUUACCACCAAUCAUGCAAACAGUUAUGUUUAGCUUAUCAAUGCAACGUUUGCUAGCUAGCUAAACUAAAGAAGAAAUGGUACCACACUACUAGCUAGCUAGCUAGUUAGCUAGCUAGCUAAGCUUAGCUACGUACAUUUGGUCGACGUGCAUAUAACUACAACAAUUUAGUUAUAUCUGGCCAUCACCUACUGCCCUGUCUCCAAGGAAAUAAAAGACUAAGCAACAAAGUGAUGGUUAUGGAGAAUGAUGGAUAACCUGACAUCAAAUAAGAGCCACAAACCCUGUCAGUCAUGGGCGGGCCAGAAUGGCUGGUCUACUGCUUCAACUCAAGGACCCCACCUCAACCCACUGCCCGGCUCUCAGCAUCUCAGCCUGGGCUCGUCCUCUAACCAGAGACUCUCCUAUGACCACCUGCAGGCGUCCAAUCAGAGCUGUAUGAGCGACCUCAGCACCGUAUCGUCCAGAAACGACACUCAUCACUCUGCUAUGUACAAAGACUCUCAGAUUUGCAACAAUCCAUCAUCCACCGCACAGUUUGCCAUCCCGAGUGCCUCUCACAUUAUUUCCUUCGCCCAGCAAAGUCCUCACACGUUAUCAAUGCUGCUGAAUGCAAACCAAGAAAAACAUAUACCCCCACCAUCUCUUCACCAAACAAACCAAGCUCCACAGCCUUGUAGCUCCCAAAAUCUACAACUUCCCUUGCCACACAACCCUUACAAAGUGUCAUUUCAACGUCCAUUAACCGAUCAGGGUUUACCAAACAGAUUGCAAAAUCUGCCCAUUAGCCUGCCAUCAUGUGGACAACUUGUAAAUGCAUCUCAAGCUACUUUUGAAGGAGCGUAUGUGGAGUUUGCUCGUGUUGCUGGAUGCACUCCCAACCAUGCCUCAUCCCCCCCUCAGGAGCAGCGUCAGUGGAUACCUUCAUCACACUGCAGCGGAGCUGUGAAUAAGUCUGUCCCUGAUGCAGCUUCUCAUCCUGACAAGGAGCCACUGAAAGAGGGGAACAUUAGUCCACCGGCCUGCAAUGAGAGACGUUUGGUGCUUUUACAUCAGCGUUCACAACUACUUCAACAAUUGGCAGAGUUGGAUACACUUCUGGAAUCAAUACCUCCAGAGGACAGCCGUAAAGGGCAGUCUCCAUACACAGCUACUCAGUCUCAAUCAGUGGAUCAUUCAUCUCAAUGUGAAGAAACUGCGACAAGUGAUGCACAGCAGGUUCAGCAGUCUGCAGCAAAGUCAAAGUCACAGUCGCAUCCCUCAUCACCUGCCUCCUAUGAUGAACAAAGUGAGACCUGUGAUACACCAGACGAUCCUAUGUCAGCAGCAGAAUCAGAGAAAAUAGAAAAUGCCUCAGUCAAGUCAGAGGAUGACAGUGAUCCCGAUUACUUGCCCAACAGAGAUGGUGACCUCUCUGAUUUCCCUGACGGGGGCUCUUCAGAUGAAUCCAGUCACAGCAGACCCUUGACUCCUACGGAUGAAAAACUUCCUCUGCCAGGGAAAACAAGGGCUAAAUCAGAUUGUUCUUCGUUUAAGGACAAAGGAGUCAUUCCUCUAAAACGGAUACGUGCAACUAACUGGAAGAAGUCUUCCGAAACUGUAGUGUUGCCCACUUCAGGUUCUAAAGCACACCGUGUUUAUGACAGGAGGAACUAUUGUUUGUUUUGCUCUAAGCCAAUAUCUAAAAUGUCGCGGCAUCUUGAGAGUAUCCACAGUGACAAAGCAGAGGUUGCAGCUGCAUUCCAGUAUCCCAAACUUUCCAGAGAAAGACAAAAGAUAUGGAACAGGCUAAUAAAUCAAGGAAACUUUGCUCAUAAUAAAGAUGUCUUGAAAACAGGGAAGGGCCAACUUGCUGUCAGGAAAAGGCCGAGUAAAACUCAAAAAGCCAGAGACUUUGUUCAUUGUCUUUAUUGUCAAGGUCUUUUUCUAAAGACAGCUUUGCACAGACACAUGAAGCUGUGCCCAGAGAGAGAUGAGAAUGAAAGUGAAUCAGUGAUCAGAAGAAAGAGUAUGACAUUUCACAGUGUGCUUGAAACUUCAGGAGACCUUGGCAUAAGUGAUGGUUUUAAGGAGGUUCUGUCAAAAAUGGCAUACGAUGAUGUGACACAAGCUAUCAUGGAGGACGAGGUUAUUUUGCAGUUUGGCGAGCUCCUGUUUAACAAGCACGGCUCUGAUCUGAAGAAGCACGAUUAUAUAAGGCAAAAUCUUCGGCAGGUAGCAAGACUUGUACUCGAAGCUCGAAAAAUAACCCCUCUGGAGAAACUACAAGACUUCUUUCUCCCGUCAAGCUUCCCACACGUGGUGUCUGCAGUGAAUGUCUUGGCAGGCUACAAUCCAGAAAAGAAAACGCACAGCAUUCCUUCACUUGCCAUCAAGCUUGGCUACGCCCUACAGAAGAUCUGCAGUAUUGUUGAGGGUAACGCAUUGCAGUGUGGUGAUGCAAGCCUGGCAGAGUCUGCCCAAAACUUCCUCUCUGUGUACCAGAAAGAAUGGAACAAGCUAAUUUCUGCAGGCGCAUUAAAAACACUGAGGGAAACAAAAUUGAAAACUGUGAAGAAGGUGCCAUUUGCUCAAGAUGUAAAGCUACUGAAUUUCCACAUGGAGAAUGUUCAUCCUCUUGCUGAAAAAAAAACCUCAGAGACAGCCAUUCUGCAGAAAACUAUGCUGCUCUGGCCAGGGUAAUACUCACUCGGACGAUACUUUUUAACAGGAGAAAACCCGGAGAGGUAUCGUUGGUGCAACUAAAGGCUUUUAUGUCCCUGAAAAAGUCAAACUCGCAUGAUAACAUGGACCUAUCCGCCUCAGAUUUGGAAAAAAACAUGUGCGGGUUCUUCGCUAGAGUUGACAUACGAGGGCCAUGUGGGCGAAUGGUCCCCGUUUUACUAAAACCGUCAUUCGUGUCCGCGUUAGAGCUUCUCGUACAGCUCCGCGAGGCAUGUGGAGUCCCCAGUAAGAAUCCCUUCCUGUUUGGCCGACCACAUUCACUGUCUGCCUACAAUGGGGCAGCUUGCAUACGAACAUACAUCAAAGCAUGUGGAGCCAAAGACCCUGAAGCCCUGACAGUCGCAAAGAUGCAGAAGCAUUACACAACAAUGCUACAGCUGAUUAACCUGGAUGAAAAAGAGGCCAACCAAAUUUUAGGCCCUAAUAAUCAAGUCCGAAGCCUCCGACAGGACAGCAGCAUGCAGCUGGAUGAUGUUGAAAUGGACUCUGAUGAUCUUCGUCAUGAACAAACACAUGGAGCAACAACACGCGCCAACAUGACUGUGCCACUAAAAUCUGUCAACUCGGGCAAAAAAGGCUCCCAAAAUAAUGGAAAACAAAAAUGGGAGGAAGCAGAGAUUCUUGCUGUCGAAAGACACAUGAUGGCAUUAAUUGAAGGACACAAGGUGCCUCAGAAGAGCGACUGCAUUCAGUGUCUUGAGGCUGAGCCAGAAGCACUGAGGAGCCGUUCAUGGAAAGGUGUAAAGGACUACGUCAGGAACAGGAUCACUGCCCUAAAAAGGCAAAGCGGAACUUCCAAAGCAACCUCCACAAACGGUUAACGGGCCUGGGCAAGUGGAACCACAGCACAAGUCUGGACAUGUAAAUGGAAUGUUUUUUCAAAUGGCAGAAUCUAUUUUGUGUAACGCUUCCCUCUUCUGUUUUCUUAUUCUUCACCAUUCUCUGUUAUUCUUUGUCUUUCAGUCAGUUUUUUUUUUUACGGGAUUGUUCCGGUGCCGCCGCAGGUUCCGUGUUUUCAGGCGGAUGCCCCUCACCUUCUGCUCUCUUUGUGUUUGCAUUCUAAACUCUCAUUCUCAUCACACACACGACAGCUAUUUUAAUUCCAGAGGUCGCUUUCCUACGUGCACACGUUCCACCAAAACAAGU